UUAGAGCAAUUAACAUGAAAGAGUUAAAUAGUGGUAGCAGUACGAGACUCUCAACUUUAGGAUAUUCCUUAUGGUUCGCUAGGUAGUUAGGGUUGACGAGGGCGGUGGAGAGAUUGACGGGAUCAAUUGAACCGGGAAACCGGACCUAGAAUAAUGUUCGAGGAUGAAUUUGUAAGGUUUGACAAUACGGACAAAAUAUAAGAAGAUCGUCAGGUAAACUCUAGAAAGAUUAGUAAAAAUACGGAAGAAGGAUAAAGUAGAGAACAUAAUACGGAACAGGCCAUCGAGCCCAUCGAGUAAGUAUAGUAGAAGAGGCGGCAAGUGCCCGAGAAAUCGAAGACCUGAGAGAGCAAGUGUCGGCAUUGAGGACAACGACGAAGACAAUAAAACACAUGGUGUAUUCUUCUGCAUAACGCGUGGUAAAGAUACGCUGUGGCUAAACAUGUACGAAGCGAAGAUGGUAAGUUGUAUUUAGUUUAAAAGCACAAUCCCAAGAGCUGAGAGCGGAACUGGCGGCAGUGUAGUUAAAUAAAGACCGUGAAAUAGAAGAGCUGCGAGCGGAACUAGCGGCAGUGAAGAUAAAUAAAAACCGCGAAAUCCAAAAGCUGAGAGUGGAACUGGCGGCAGUGAAGAUACCAAUGCCAAGAAGAAGAAGUUCAAGUAGCUGAAAGCGAUGUGAAAGAGGCCCUUAAAGAAGUCGUAAGCAAACUAAAUGCCUUUUAAUAUAUUAAACGAUAUUCUUAAGAAAAAUUAAUAUGCCGCCGUGACAUCCACCAUAAUUAGUUUUGAAUUAACACAAUUAACUUUUCGGAUUCUACUGUCCAAACUCUUUUAUAUAUCAACGGUAUGGCAACAAAGAAAGUAAACCUAACUAAAUUAGAGUUCUCGCACUGACCUUGUUGCCUACUAACCUCCGUGUCCUCUUAUUUGAUACUCAUAUCGCAUUUUAAGGAAACACUAAUCCACCAAGUCGUGUCCACCAUAAUUAUUUUAGAAUUAACGCAUUUUUAAGCAGAUAUUAAAUACAUCAUCAUUUGAGGAAUGUUCAAGUAAAGACUCUGCCUUGUUUACCUUAUGAUUAAUAAGCAUAAAACUUUAAAAAAAAGUGAAGUAACGAAAACUUAAUUAGCUGUAACUUUGUGUGCGUAUGGCUGAUUAUUUCCAUUUUCGUAAAUAUGAAAAAUAUAAGCGUUCGAUGUUUAAUAAUUUGCAGUUACCCAACGAAAAAUUCGAAGUACCAGAACCAUUGAAACAGGCGUUUAUUACUGAGGGUUACCAAAAGGACAUGUUGGAGAAUAUGUUCCCCAGCCUUACAGAAGAAUUAAAUAUAAACAACUACACAAUUCGCUUUGGAACACUCUUACAUUUAGAAGAGAUGGAGUGGCUUGGCAAUAUACGCAAAUAUAACCGUGAACGAGGCCAUUUCACACGUAAGGGCAGAUAUUAUUUACCUCUCACCAUAGAAAAUGAAAAGCUUUCCGAAUGUCGUCCUUCGUUGGUAAUUGGAGACAUUAUCAAAGCGAAAGACCCCUGGACCGAUAGUGAAAAUGCCGAACACACAUAUGAAGGAGUGAUUCACAAGGGGCUUUUCAAUCGCAUUCUGCUUAAAUUCGAUGCAAACUUUCAGCAAAAAUAUAAUGGCGAAGGUUAUCAUUUAGAAUUUUACUUCUCCCGGUAUGGCUACCGGGAACAACACCACGCCGUCUUACGAGCGAUUAAGAAUUUAGGCGAACAAUUCUUGUUUCCAUCCGGAGCACGGACGCGUCGAUGCCCACAAUUGAAUAUACACUUUGAUGAACAUCGUGACCAGACGAUAGAAAAGGAUUCUAGAGAAGCGGAAAUUCUGACCCAACUUGACGACUUACUGCCGCAAUCACGGACUCAAGCCAAAACACAUGGCAUAUUCUUCCGCGGAAUGCGUUCUGAAGAUAUGCAGGAAGAAGACUCGCCAUCAUGGUGUAAUUUUUAUGAAGCGAAGCAAGUCUUUCUAAUGACAGUUAAGCUGUAUCGAAAAAACAUCAAACCGGAAUCCAUCGGCAUCAUAACACCGUACGAAAAACAAGUUAAACGUCUGCGUAAACUUUUCGAUGAUGCCGACGUAGCAGCGCCUAAAAUAGGAACGCGAAAUAAUAUUGAUCUCAACAGUGAGAUCAAGCAAGGAGCUUACACCUAGCGAUGUGCGACAUGGAUUAGGUUUCAACAAAAACAAGGCACUAACUAACCUUGCAAUUUCUCG
This is a messenger RNA of Glossina fuscipes, 2236 nucleotides long. Its product is annotated as probable RNA helicase armi. Lineage: Eukaryota; Metazoa; Arthropoda; Insecta; Diptera; Glossinidae. The transcript is spliced from 3 exons. The record is from RefSeq and is a predicted model, not a curated record. The coding region runs from base 1148 to 2173 and encodes 341 amino acids.